AUGAACCGGUUUGGAAACGGCGGGAGGAGUGUUAAGAGCCCCGCUAAAACGCGUAAGGAAAAGGAGAGGGACUCCCCGGUGCUGCUGCUGCGGGGCCGUGGGCUGCUCUUCGAGGAAGGGAGGACUUGGCGGGGGGUUAAAGUGCAGUUCUGGCAUAAAGCAUGUUUCCACUGCGAGACCUGCAAGAUGACCCUAAACAUGAAAAACUACAAGGGCUACGAGAAGAAGCCGUAUUGCAAUGCACACUACCCGAAGCAAUCCUUCACCAUGGUGGCAGAUACCCCCGAGAACCUGCGCCUCAAGCAGCAGAGCGAGCUCCAGAGCCAGAUUCGCUACAAGGAGGAGUUUGAGAAGAACAAGGGAAAAGGCUUCAGCGUGGUGGCCGACACCCCGGAGCUGCAGAGGAUCAAAAAGACUCAGGAUCAGAUCAGCAAUAUAAAAUAUCAUGAAGAGUUUGAGAGGAGCCGGAUGGGCCCAAGUCCCGCCGAGGGCGCCGAGCCGGAGCGCAGGAACUCCCAGGAAAGCUCCAACUACCGGAGACCGGCAGAGCAGAACCAGCCGCCUCAUCACGUGCAGCCCAGCAACCCAGGUAGCGGCUGGACGUUCCCGGCCGCGUUGGAGGGCUACAAGGAGCCGGCGGCGCCGGCCUCCACGCAGCGCAGCGCCGCGGCCGCAGGAGGGAAGCGGUUCCGCGCCGUCUACGACUACAACGCGGCCGACGAAGACGAGGUCUCCUUCCAGGACGGCGACACCAUCAUCAACGUGCAGCAGAUCGACGACGGCUGGAUGUACGGCACGGUGGAGCGCACGGGGGACACGGGAAUGCUCCCCGCCAACUACGUGGAGGCCAUCUGAGCCGCGGGAGGGC
Messenger RNA from Tinamus guttatus (white-throated tinamou), 868 nucleotides. NCBI's taxonomy places the organism in Eukaryota, Metazoa, Chordata, Aves, Tinamiformes, Tinamidae. The record is from RefSeq and is a predicted model, not a curated record.